Solea senegalensis (Senegalese sole) is the source of this 2451-nucleotide messenger RNA. RefSeq names its product SFT2 domain containing 1 (gene sft2d1). Gene Ontology annotation, biological process: vesicle-mediated transport. The record is from RefSeq and is a predicted model, not a curated record. The transcript is spliced from 8 exons. Bases 235 to 717 code for a protein of 160 amino acids. Gene Ontology annotation, cellular component: membrane. Lineage: Eukaryota; Metazoa; Chordata; Actinopteri; Pleuronectiformes; Soleidae.
AUCUGUGAUCAGCGUUACAUUGAUCUUCUUGCCGAUAUGUCAAGUUGUUUAGGGUGACAAACCGAUCCUGGGCCAGUCCUGUCAGAGAGUAUCGUACAGGAAGUCGCUUUUGCGACGGUCAAAACUUAAGUUGGCGUAAAGUAAGUAUAAGCAGAGACGCAUUGAACAUAAUCAUUAGGUUAUAUUGGUUUUUUUGUUUGUUUUUUAAAGCGGUGUGUUAGCUAGCAGCUAGCGAUGGACAAGCUUCGCCGUGUGUUAAGCGGCCAAGAGGAGAAUGAAGAGCUGGGUCUCACUGCACAGGUUUUUGAUGCCACCACUCUCAGCUACAGCACCAGGGUGAAAUGGUUCAUCAUAUGCUUUGCCGGAGGCAUCCUGUGCUCAAUACUCGGGACAGCAUUGUUGUUCCUUCCUAACGGAGCGAAGUUUUUCGCUGUCUUCUACACAAUAGGGAAUUUGACAGCUAUUGCCAGCACCUGCUUCCUGAUGGGACCACUGAAACAGCUGAAGCGCAUGUUUGAACCAACAAGACUGAUAGCCACCAUUGUUAUGUUGCUCUGCCUUGUGUUAACACUGUGUGCUGUGUUUUGGUGGGGAAAAAAUGGACUGGCCAUUAUCUUCUGUAUUCUGCAGUUUCUGGCAAUGACAUGGUAUAGCAUCUCCUACAUUCCAUUUGCAAGGGAUGCAGUGAUGAAAUGCUUCACAACCUGUCUGAAUUAGGACUCUGGAGUCCCCAAUUUCAUUCGAAGACUGGUCCAAAUAUGCAAACUGCAAAAAAAAGAAGAACAGUGGCUCUGUAAAUUAUAAAUCAAUGAUGUUUAUACACUAUAGUUCCAAGAUUGUUAUUGUGGCUGUUUCAUGCUGUGAAUUGGUGCCGUCUGGGUCUAUCUGAAGGUUUAGAAUGGUCAUUAGGCUUUUGCUUUUGAUGUGAGACAAAUUAGUGCCUUUAAUGCCUAAUAUAUUUAAACAUAUUCCUAUUUUUUUUUGGAGGAUUUUAUAGCUUUUUUCUUUGCUUCACGCUUACAAGUUAAGUGCCUUUACAUUGUUUAUACACACACACACACUUGAUGACAUUCUGACCAGCUGAACAUAUUUACAUCUGAGUGACAUUCAGUUUUCUUUUGGAUGAUUUUUAGAACACAUUUUACUGUUUUACACACGGACAUUGUUGAAACACAGCGUGUUUCUGUUUUCUCUCCCUGUGCGUUAAGAGGCAGUGAUGUAUAAAGAGGCUCUCUUACGCUGCUUUCGUGUUUGUGAAUGAUCAUUCCCUUUAGGCACUGCUUCACUGGUGAUGCACUGGGAUAUUUGAUAUCCACUGUUCUUUUGAAAUUUUAUAUGAUUAUAAAGAAAAAAGAGGCUCCUACUGUUAGGGUCCACUGAGCAUGUCGAACACUCCUGUCUCACACCCAGCCGCUAAAAUUACUUUACAAUUUUAGAUUCGAUUUCCUGCCAGAUGUUACUAAUGCCCCAGUUAAUUAUGCUUUCCUGAGCAUUGUGGUUUUGAUUUGACCUAAUAACCCAGUAUAGCAUGCAUCGGGUUCCCCAUAUUGCUUCAGCAUCACAGUGUAGCCUUUCAUCAGGAUAUGGUUGUCAUGACAACCUCCAUCCGGAAGAUGUGUAACCUUUGUCUACCCCCCAUCUGUGGUGCAGAUGUUCACAUUAUUCUGUUGAGGUCGUGUCGUUUCCCUUUUGGAGAACACACCGGAGCAGUGCUUGGAUUUUAGUUUACACCGUGUUGUGUGUGUGUGUGGGGUGAUCUACAUUUUACAAAUCAGUCUCUGAGGCUGUGUGAUGCUUCUUCAUUUAUGGUAUGAAUCAGCAGAAGAGUUUGCAGUGAAACAGUUUUGCUCUCCCUCCUACCACAGUGUCUUUGGACACUUUUGUAAUGCGGUGGAUAAAUACAGACUAAAUCUCCUUCUCAGUAUUACUUAUUCAACUAACUUGGCAGAGAUUUGAGGGCUAAAAUAAUUAAUUGAAGGAAGGGUCGGUGUGUGUGUGUGUGUUUUUUUUCCCCCCUCUUGACAGAUUGCAGAGAUCACGGCAAUCUGUUAAGAGUCCCAACUGUUGCCUCUUCAUGACAUACAGUGUAAUCCACUCUUAUGUCAGAGAAGAGCCUAAGCGACCGCCGAAAUCAAACAAAUCUUUGUCCCGCACAACGUCAUGAUUUGUAAUAAAUAACUAGGCGUUGUGUUGUCAUGGAUAAUGCCAUUUAUUAACAACACAGGUUGUAUGAUUGGCUUAAAGUGGAGAGGAGAGCUACACAGCAUCUGGUUAAAUAAUUCUAGUUUAUCAAAUUACAUUAGAAAGUAAUAACAGACACCUUAUGGAACUACACUUAAAUCCCAUGUAUUGAUAUUGUGAUAAGUAAUAAAGUCAGUUGCAUGACUGUUAAAUUGUAAACAUGAGCAUCUCAGGCAAUAUGAAAUAAACUGUAAAACAACAACAACUAUA